UAAAAAUCAAACAAACCCUGUGCGCUUGUGUCAGUUGUCGCACGGCGUGUUGGACUCACAUAACAGUGAGUCUCUUUACAGUAAAGCUGUGCUAAGGUCACUUCAGUGUUUAUAUUCUGUUAACAAGAAGACCGUGGUGAAGUAGUACGCUUGAAGAUGGUGUUCCUGUCGCUGUCUUGCUGGAUCCGAAGCCGUGGACCGGACAGAUACUGGAAAGUUCAAGAUAUAGUCAAAAAUGCAAAGCACUUCAGAGGCAGGAAGAACCGCUGCUACAAGCUGGCAGUGAAGGCGGUCAGGAGGGCUUUCGUCUACGCCACCAAAGGUCGGAGGCUCAAGAAACGCUACAUGAGGACGCUCUGGAUCUCACGCAUUGCAGCAGCAUCACGUGAGCACGGCAUGAAGUAUCCCGUCCUAAUGCACAACCUCACCAAGUCAAGUAUUCAGCUAAACCGACAUGUGAUCAGCGACCUGGCCAUCACAGAACCUCGGUCCUUCCUCUCACUUGCAAAAGUGGCGCGGGCUCGACAACAGGAAGGCUUCCGGGCAGCGUUGGGUGACGGCAAAGAGCCCGUGGGUGUCUUUUCCCGUGUUGUUUUGCUACAGUAAAAUGACUUGCUUCAGUUACAGAUUUCUUAUGUUAUGUGAUUUAAAGAACAGUGGCAGUGGACUAUAAAGAUGUUCAUUAAACAAUUAGUCAGGCACCCUAUCCCUUACUUUCUUUAAAGUUGUUGCUUUGUCUUAGUAUGUUUGAUCACUUGAGAAUGCUGCUUGGAUGAUGUGUAUCUGUAUGGCAACCCAGUUAGCAUCACCUUGGUUUUCAGGACAACAAGCCAGUGGGAUUCUUCUUUGACCACAAACUAUUGACUGCAAAACAACGAAACCAGAAGUGCAACAUUCUGGACCGAUGUCUGGGAUUAAGGUCCAAAUCCUGCAACUCUAGUUACCAGGGCUGAGUAUAACAACCCAUAUAAAUGUUCACAUCUCAUUACCAGGGUCAAGUCAUCAUUCAGUACGUGGGUGAAAAUGACUGAUCAGAGAGCAGACAAUGAUGCACCUGUCUCUGUCUGCUUCAGGUGUAAAUACGUUGACAUGUUAAGCAAUGAGUAAUGUCCCUCAAGUAAAAGAGAUACAAUAUAUUGCUCUUGGACAUUCUAGCGUCUCUACGAAUGACUGACCUUGAAGGUUCCUCUGCUUGCUAUGCUCAUCUUCACCCAUUCUGCUUUUUUGUGUUACAAUGAAAACAGGUUUGACAAAUGCAGAUGCUUUUUCCUUUUAAGUCCCUUUCUGAUAAUUCCAUCAAUUGGCAACUCCUGAAUACUUUUCUAAAUUCUUUAAAAAGUGACCCAUCUGAAGUUAAGAGAGUUUACAGUAGAUUGAAGAAUAUUUUUGAAUUUGUGCAUUCUUGUAUCAUAACAAAGAUCUUGUUAUAGUCUGCUUCUGCCACUGUUCUGACUACAGUGUUGCCACAAGAUACUCCUACAGUCGCCCUGAUUACCCCCAGUAUCAUGAUUAUCAAUUUCCACAAGCCUCCUUUGCAUAAUGCUAGCUUUUUGUUAAGUUAUGAUUUGAUGAUGAUUGUGAGUUUUUGGAAGAAGAGUGGCCUCAAGUUUCUGUUGAUGACUUUUGUCUCUGUAAAUAUAUAUUUUGCCAUUUGUUUUGGCAAGGUUGUCCUCUAAAUGUUUAUUCAUUAAACAUUUUUUAUAUAUA
Molecule: messenger RNA, 1707 nt
Organism: Gymnodraco acuticeps
Lineage: Eukaryota; Metazoa; Chordata; Actinopteri; Perciformes; Bathydraconidae
Gene: mrpl20
Product: mitochondrial ribosomal protein L20
Exons: 4
Coding region: 157-606 (149 amino acids)
Biological process (GO): ribosomal large subunit assembly; translation
Cellular component (GO): ribosome
Molecular function (GO): structural constituent of ribosome; rRNA binding
Source: RefSeq, a predicted model, not a curated record